Molecule: messenger RNA, 1428 nt
Organism: Morone saxatilis (striped sea-bass)
Lineage: Eukaryota; Metazoa; Chordata; Actinopteri; Moronidae
Product: tumor necrosis factor ligand superfamily member 13B-like
Exons: 5
Coding region: 30-827 (265 amino acids)
Biological process (GO): immune response
Cellular component (GO): membrane
Molecular function (GO): tumor necrosis factor receptor binding; receptor ligand activity
Source: RefSeq, a predicted model, not a curated record
GACAUCCAGUCUGUCUCACUAGUCUCACAAUGCUUUACAAUGCUUUAUUAUCACUAACAGCAUUUAUGUUUUGUCUUAGUCUUUUCCUAGUGCACAGAGCCAGUGUUUUAGAAAAUGAUUUUCGCAAACUCCAAGGGGACAUAAUUCUACAAUUAAAUCAGCCACGUUCUGAGGGAGUCAAUGGGAAAGUGGCCAAGAUGUCUAAAACAAGGGAGGACAUAAAGCCAAGUACUUUGCAAAAAGCUCAGAGUUCUGCGAAGAUAUUUUCUAGGAGAGUAAAACGGGAACAGGGCAGCUGCAGAGCUCCAACAUCAUUCCUACAGUUAACAGCUAACACUAACAAACAGCCAGACAUAAGAGGAAAUAUAGCAGUGAUCCCUUGGACUGUUUCUGUACAGCAAGGAAAUGCAAUUUCACAAAAGGAAAACAGAAUUGUUGUCCAAGAAGAUGGUUAUUACUUGGUGUUUGGACAAGUAUUGUGUCACUCUAAUUCAAGCAUAACUAAGUUGAUAUUACAUCUGAUUUGUUCCAACUGUUCAGCUAAUGUUCUGCUUAAUUCACAGGUUUUGUUUGAAAGGCCAAGCACAGUUGUGGGUUAUAUCAUUCAAAUUUGGGGUUCCGCGAACAAGGGCACCUCAACAGAGCUCUUGUGUUGCCUUAAAGAUAUGCCAGAUGAAACUCCUCCCAACACUGCCAACACAUGCUACACUUCAGGUUUAGUGCAGCUGCAACAAGACGAUGAACUGGAACUGGUGAUACCAUACAAGCCUGAAGUCCUCAUCACUAUGGAUGUAGAGACCUUUUUUGGUGUCAUAAGGCUAAACUGAAACAAGACGGUAUGAAGAAGAUAACUAUGCAGCUCAUUGUUGCAGGAUGUAAGAAACUGACACUGAGCAGCGUGAGGGGAUGCUGAUAAAGGACCGAGUGACAGCAGUAGGAAAACUUCUGGGACCUGUCAUUAACCUCAGGAAAAUACAUAAUGAAUUGUUUUAAUGAUCUGCCCAUCUCAUCUGUCAGUUUACUUUUAAAAUCCUUUAGCUUAACUAUCUUUCAGGCUGUCCACCUGGGCCUGUCCCCUAUCAUUGUUUGUGUGUGCUUCCUCCUUUCAUCAGUCUAUUUUAGCAUGUCUCUUGCUGGGGGCUUCCCUCCAGCUCCACCUCCGCGCUGUCUGUUUAUUUGUUCCUCUCGUCUAUUUUAGAAUGGUUUCCGUUUUCCUAAGACUAUGUCAGGAACAAACAAAAGUAUAAAUUUAUAUUGCUCAGGGGGUGUUUUCCUGGUUGACACGAACUCCUCAAACCUGUAAAUACUUGAACAUAUCAUGAUAAAAUUAAAGUUGUUAUAAAUGGGAUAAUAUUCCUUUGUACAAAUUCAUUCUCAGUUGGUAUUUCUGUUUUUUUUAAAUUCAUGCAUCUGUACAAUUUGUUACAU